GACCUGGGAGCGGGGCGGGGAAAGAAGAGAGAGAGGCGGGGAGAGCAGUGUGCACAGGCUUAUAAAAAGCUGCUGCUGCAGCUCGGAGAGCAGAGCAGUUGCGCUGGAGAGAAUCUGAGGCUCAGGAUUCUGCCUCCCUGUCUGUCGGUCGGUCGGUCGGUGUGUGUGUCUGUGUGUGUGUGUGUGUGUGUGUGUGUGUGUGUGUGUGUGUGCUCGUGCCUGAGUUUCUCCACCAAGGAUCUGAACCACGCAGUGGGACCAGGAGCACCCGGCCGGCUGCUGCUGUCUCGUUGGGGAAGGGAGAGUCCCGGCUGUACUUGAGCAGCCAAUUGAUCGGCCUCUAAUGCACUAUUUCAGGCUCAGCUUUAAGUGCUUUGUGGAUUGUUUCUGAGCUCCCCGCAACCCCCCCCCCCGCCACCUCCCACCGCCGCCCCCACCCCUCAGCCCUUCGGCCAGCUGCUCGAUCAUAAAACCCGAGUGGAAAUUUUGGAAGCCUUUGCUGGCUCAACGGGCGACUCCAACGCCCGCCCCCCCCACCUCCACCCGUUCUCUCUCCGGGUCUACGCUCGGCCACUGGACUUACGCUGCCCGUCGGCUAAAGAGGGACGGAGGGGUCGAGGGGCAUGAACGCCAAGGUGGUGGGGAAGGGGCAGCGCCUUGGGGACAGGCAGCUGUGGCAGCAGAACGGGAGGCACGUCUCGGGCAGCGGGAAGAGCCAGCCGGGGUCCCUCUGCCGGGGAGACCCCCAGUCGGGGGUGCUCGACACCCCCCCGCGGCCGGCACAGAAGGCGCCGCAGCGAGCGACGUGGACCAACCAGAUGGACUUCAUCAUGUCGUGCGUGGGUUUCGCCGUCGGGCUGGGCAACGUCUGGCGGUUUCCUUACCUCUGCUACAAGAACGGGGGAGGCGUUUUCCUUAUUCCCUACAUCCUGGUUGCACUGACAGGGGGAAUUCCCAUCUUCUUCUUGGAAAUCUCGCUCGGACAAUUCAUGAAAGCCGGAGGGAUUAAUGUCUGGAACAUUGCUCCUCUUUUCAAAGGUCUUGGCUAUGCCUCCAUGGUCAUCGUCUUCUUCUGCAACACUUACUACAUCAUGGUGCUCACGUGGGGCGCCUAUUACUUGGGCCACUCUUUCAGCGCCACCUUGCCUUGGGCGACCUGCAACAACACCUGGAACACCCUCACCUGCAGCGACAGCUUCGGCCCGUCCGCCUGUGCCAACGGGACCGCCAGCGUCGCCGACGCAGCGUGCCAGCACCCUGUCGAGAUGCAGUCGCCCAUCGUCGAGUUUUGGGAGAGGAAGGUGCUAAAUCUCUCGAUGGGGCUGGACGAGGUGGGGGAAAUGAGCUGGGAGCUGGCCCUCUCCCUGAUGGCGACAUGGCUCGUGGUCUACUUCUGUGUCUGGAAGGGGGUGAAGACAACUGGCAAGGUUGUUUAUUUCACGGCCACCUUCCCCUACAUCAUCCUGAUCAUCCUGCUCGUGCGUGGUGUCACUCUCCCAGGGGCUGUCCAGGGCAUUAUCUACUACUUGAAGCCGGAGUGGUCGAAGCUGGGUGAAGCACAGGUCUGGAUCGACGCCGGCACGCAGAUUUUCUUCUCCUACGCCAUCGGCCUUGGCGCCCUCACCGCGUUGGGCAGCUACAAUCAGUUCAACAACGAUUGUUACAAAGAUGCCUUCAUACUGGCGUUGGUGAACAGUGGGACCAGUUUCUUUGCCGGAUUUGUUGUCUUCUCUAUCUUGGGGUUCAUGGCUCAAGAACGGGGAGUGGACAUCUCUGAGGUGGCAGAUUCAGGACCCGGCCUGGCCUUCAUCGCCUACCCGAAGGCCGUGACCCUGAUGCCGUUCCCGCAAGUGUGGGCUGCCUUAUUCUUCAUCAUGCUCCUGCUCCUGGGACUGGGGAGUCAGUUUGUCGGAGUUGAGGGAUUCGUCACCGGGAUUCUGGACCUCCUCCCCUCCAAGUACUACUUCCGGUAUCAGCGGGAGGUCGCAGUGGCUGUCUGCAUAGGCCUCAGCUUCGUCAUCGACCUCACCAUGGUGACACAGGGUGGGAUGUACAUCUUCCAGCUCUUCGACUAUUAUUCAGCGAGUGGGAUGACCUUGCUUUGGCAAGCUUUCUGGGAGUGCAUCGUUGUGGCUUGGGUAUAUGGGGCAGACCGGUUUAUGGAUGACAUCGCUUGCAUGGUGGGCUAUCGACCUCUCCCUUGGAUGAAGUGGUGCUGGAGCUAUGUAACGCCGCUGGUCUGCUUGGGAAUCUUCCUCUUCCACCUCAUCAACUACAAGCCCCUGACGUACAACAAGGUCUACACUUACCCCUGGUGGGGUGAAGCCCUGGGCUGGUGCCUCGCCCUCGCCUCCAUGCUCUGCAUCCCAACCACCAUCCUCUACAAGCUUUCCAGGGGCAAGGGGACCCUGGCACAGCGAUGGCACCAUCUGACAACACCUGUCUGGUCUUCCCACCAUCUGCAGUACAGAGGGAUGACUGUAGACUCCGGAAGUCCCUUGCCUGUGGGGAGCUCCACAGAGGAGAAAAUUGUGAUAUAUGAGAGUGUGAUGUGAGGGUUCGAGAGGCGAGAGAACAGCUGAUUUUUUUGUUCCACUAAUGCAUUUUUGAAAGCGCGCAGAUUGGCACAGUUCACAUUGGCAGUUUAUAACGCAGAACCCAAGCUCACCCCUUUAAAUGCACUUUAUGGUCAGGCUAGUUUUCUAUAAUUAACUAUGUAAUCUGGUAAAUCUGUAGCGAGGAAGGGAGACAUUGGGGAGGCGCGUUGGGGGUGCAGAGGCUUUGUACUUGCCCUGGACAGUGUAGAGGGAGCUUUACUCUGUAUCUAACCCCGUGCUGUACCUGUCCUGGGAAUGUUUGAUGUGUAUGGUGUAGAGGCAGCUUUACUCUGUAUCUAACCCCAUGCUGUACCUGUGCUGGGA
This is a messenger RNA of Carcharodon carcharias (great white shark), 2921 nucleotides long. RefSeq names its product solute carrier family 6 member 8 (gene slc6a8). The record is from RefSeq and is a predicted model, not a curated record. Gene Ontology annotation, cellular component: membrane. The coding region runs from base 624 to 2555 and encodes 643 amino acids. The transcript is spliced from 13 exons. NCBI's taxonomy places the organism in Eukaryota, Metazoa, Chordata, Chondrichthyes, Lamniformes, Lamnidae. Gene Ontology annotation, biological process: sodium ion transmembrane transport.